This is a messenger RNA of Funneliformis geosporum, 131 nucleotides long. The record is from the annotation of a GenBank genome assembly. NCBI's taxonomy places the organism in Eukaryota, Fungi, Glomeromycota, Glomeromycetes, Glomerales, Glomeraceae.
CUAGGAGAGUCACAGAGUGCUAUUUUUGUAACAAUGAAGCCAGAGCCAAGGUCUUAUGAAAUGCCCGUCAGAUAUUUUGCAAAUCUAGACCAUGCUGUUUACCUUGAAAUGGAGAAUCAUAUUCUUCUUCA